AUGGAUAUAGGAAAUUUUGUUCCUCAACACUUGAAGGAGUACUAUGAAAUAGCUAAUCGUAAUGAUGCUGACCCAAACAGUUCUCUUGAUACUAGAAAGCCCUACAAAUCUGUAAGUGAAAAGUCCUCUGGGGCCAAAAUUGUAAAAUGUAACAAAAGAGGUACCCAACAAUUCAACUUCUCAAGAAAUUUCCAUCCUCUAAAGGAUAUAACUAAGAAUGAAGCAAAUAAGAAGCAACCGUUUGAAUCUUAUCAGCCCAAAGAGAAAAUAAUUCAUGAUGAAAUCAACGAAAAUGCUAACCUCAACUCUAGUAAUCGGAGUCCACUUAAAAGGUUUAAUUUCACAGCAGAUAUAUCUCAGAAAUUAAGUUCAAGAUCUUUAGCUAACAGGAAUCAAACUUGUAAAGCUGCUAAGAAGCUGUUUAGUUUUACUCAGAAGCAUGUCAAUGAGUCUCUAAAGUUAUCAGAGAAAUCUUUUGACAGUAGUCUUCACAAUUAUCAAAACAGUGAUUUUAAUUACAACUAUCAGAACCAAAAAUGAGAUACUUUCAAUUUCGAGACAGAAGAAGAUGCUUCUCCAGAUUUAGAAAUAUCCAAGCUAAACCAGAGGUUAAAUCAAGCAGAAAUUGGAUACUUAAAAUGGAAGAAAUGAGCAGAAAAGCAGAACAAAAGUAUAAUAUCUUAUGAAAAGAAGGUGGCAGAACUUCAUAAAGAACUUAAGAAAGCUUCUAAGAAAAUCAACAAAUACAAACAGCUCAAAGAGCACUCAGAUCAAGAGUUGAAGAAGCUUAAGGAAUCACAGCAGGAAACUCUGGCAGCCCAUACAUCUAAAAUGAAGCAAAUGUUCCUAAAAGAGUAUGAAGAACUGAUGACUGAGAAGACGAAUAUGUUCACAUCUUCUCAAAGUUCUUCCAAGAAUAAGCUUGAAGAUGAAAUUAGUGAACUCACCGGCAAACUCACUAAUUCAAACCUUGAAUGAAGGAAACUUAAGUCUCAGAUAAAAGAGCUUACUGAGAAACUAAAGGAAAAAGAACAAGAGAUAGACCAUAAGGAUAAAAAGAUUAAAGAUAUCGAAGUACUUGAGUCUAGAGCUUUUGUCAACCCAAUCCUUAAAGAAGGCUUGAUGAAUAUGGAGAAAUGUAACAAAAUCAGCUCUAAUUUAUUGACACAAUACAAAGAGCAUAUAAUAAAGCUGAACACCCAGAAUGCGACACUUAAUAAAAAGGUGAAAACUCUCACUGGAAUUGAGGAGAAAUAUGAAGACAUAAAGCAACAGAAUGAGAUUUAUGAAAAAGAACUAAAAGAACUUGAAGAUACUGUCAAAAUGAUAGAAGGUCAAGUUGACAGACAAGUCUGAAUAAAAGUUCAAACAGAAUGAGAAGCCUUGUGAAAAGAAACAGCCCAAUUGAUAGAUUGACUCUAUAUGGUUCUAGAAGGACAAGAGCCAAAUAUUGAUAUUCUUCUCGGAUUCAAGCCCAAAUGUGAUCUGGUAGAAAAGGAGAUGGAUGAAACCUACCAAGAUAUCCGUAAGGUAAGAAGGAAAGUCAAUGAAAUCAGGAAUACAUUAUGCGACCAUUACGCUACUAAAUAUUCUUCUGAGUGCAACAUCCAGUAAAUUAAAUCAAUA
Molecule: messenger RNA, 1626 nt
Organism: Moneuplotes crassus
Lineage: Eukaryota; Ciliophora; Spirotrichea; Euplotida; Euplotidae
Source: the annotation of a GenBank genome assembly